This is a messenger RNA of Protopolystoma xenopodis, 561 nucleotides long. Lineage: Eukaryota; Metazoa; Platyhelminthes; Monogenea; Polystomatidea; Polystomatidae. The record is from the annotation of a GenBank genome assembly.
UCUUUCCUUGAAAUACCAACUCCCCUUGUUACUUUUUUAGUCAUUCACGCUCCCGGUCAUUAUGGUCUGCCUGAUACGGCGGUCGAGGACAUCCAUCUCGUACUUGAGUACAAAUCAGGCGAUCGGUUUCGGAAUUUCACGUCACCCAGAUCUAAUCGCUACAUCCUUAUUCAUGACGUAGAGAACCCUCGGCUCAGUGGCCUUUGGCCCGGCCUCAUGGAAGCCUACCACAGACCGGACCCUUCCGUGCGCUGGUCUGUUGACGCAGCCGCAGCUUCAGGUAAUGGCCUGAUUCAGCCGCCAGACUUGGUUGUGAUCGGUGGCCUCCAAACUAUGGACCACUGGGCCGGCAUCAAUGGACACGGUGAGUUGAUUCGUUGUAGCAGAUUUUGUCAUCUUUACCUUUUUAUGGACACACUGUGUUAUGCUUCUGCAUUCGGUCUAUUCCUGACUUGGUUGGUGGCAGGCUCAAACAUUUACAGAAGUUAUUGCUAUAAAGACAAGGAUGAGGUAGACCUUUGGCUGGAUGCUGCCACGACAUGGAAAGGUUUUUCAGUUUAA